CGCCAACGAGACUUUACACAGAUGUGUUUCAGGCGUGAUCAGUUGAGGCGGCAGGACUCCGUUCGCGCAGCGGGAUCAACUUCUUUCGGAGGAUCUACCGUCUCCUCUUCGGACGCGCCGAGUUCAAUGUAACAGGUAUCGUGAGCGGCGCGGGUCAAGGUGAUCGGGGAGUUACUUUGUGGCAGAAUUGAACACGUUUAGACGGGGUUUUUAAACGCAGAAGAAAAUGCCUGUAGCUUCUCUCCUGCCUUUCACGGCCACUCCGAAUAGGAAGUCCGCCAGCCCGACCUCCUUCAGGCUCACGGAGAAAUUCAUCUUGCUUUUGGUGUUCAGCGCCUUCAUCACCCUGUGUUUCGGGGCUAUCUUCUUCUUGCCGGAUUCCUCAAAGCUGCUCAGCGGAGUUUUCUUCCGCUCGUCGUCGGUGGAGGCAGAGACGCGCGCAGGUACGGUCAGCGACACCAGCACCGGCGCGGGCAAGGAUGAGAAGAUCCUGGCCAAGAUCAAGAAAGACCACGAAAAGGCGCUGAUCGAGGCCAAGGACACCCUACAGAAGCGGCCGGACGAGAUCAAGCGGGACAUCAACAGCGACAAGGCGAAACUUGCGCAGAGCGGACCGGAGAACGGGGCGAAAGCUGACAGCUUGCCGUUCGUGCAGUACGCGCGGCCGCCCGGAUCAACAGGGCGCGAGCCCGCCGAUCCCGACGUUAAAGCGAAAAGAGCCAAGAUUAAAGAGAUGAUGCAGUUUUCUUGGGACAAUUACAAGCGCUACGCCUGGGGCUCCAACGAACUGCGUCCCGUCUCUAAGCAGGGCCACUCCAGCAAUUUGUUUGGAAGUCUCAAAGGAGCCACCAUUGUGGAUGCGCUGGACACGCUCUACAUUAUGGAGAUGUAUGACGAGUUUGAGGCUGCUACCGAGUGGGUGGAAAGGAACCUAGACUUUAACAUGAAUGCCGAAAUCUCCGUCUUUGAAGUGAACAUCCGUUUUGUUGGAGGCCUGCUGUCCGCCUAUUAUCUCUCAGGCAAAGAGGUGUUCAGGAGAAAAGCUGUUGAACUAGGAGAGAAGCUGCUGCCUGCUUUCAAGACCCCGACCGGCAUCCCCUGGGCUCUUCUCAACCUAAAGAGUGGGAUUGGCAGAAACUGGCCAUGGGCGUCAGGCGGAAGCAGUAUUCUCGCCGAAUACGGGACGCUGCAUUUGGAGUUCAUGCAUCUGAGCGAGCUUUCCAGGAGACCAGUUUUCGCAGAGAAGGUAAUGAACAUCAGAAAAGUGCUGAAUCGACUGGACAAACCUCAAGGGUUGUACCCGAAUUACCUGAACCCUAACAGUGGACAGUGGGGCCAGCAUCACGUCUCGGUUGGAGGCUUGGGGGACAGCUUCUACGAGUACCUGCUGAAGGCCUGGCUCAUGUCAGACAAAACUGACGAAGAGGGAAAGAAGCUUUACUACGACGCCCUGCAGGCGAUUGAGAAGAAUUUGAUCCGUAAAUCAAGCGGAGGGUUGACGUAUAUCGCUGAAUGGAAGGGCGGACUCCUGGAGCAUAAGAUGGGUCACCUGACCUGCUUCGCCGGUGGUAUGAUCGCUUUAGGGGCGGACGGAGGCCCCGAUGAUAAGACGGGUCACCAGAUGGAGCUGGCGGCUGAGAUCGCCCGCACAUGUCACGAGUCUUACGCCCGAACAAGUAUGAAGCUGGGUCCCGAGGCCUUCCGUUUCGACGGCGGCGUAGAAGCCAUCGCCACGCGACAAAACGAGAAGUACUUCAUCCUGAGGCCGGAGGUCAUCGAGACCUACAUGUACAUGUGGAGGUUCACCCACGACCCCAAAUACAGACAGUGGGGCUGGGAGGCGGUGCAGGCUCUGGAGAAGUACUGCAGGGUGGAAGGAGGUUACAGCGGAGUGAGAGACGUCUAUGCUAACACUCCCAACCAUGAUGACGUGCAACAGAGCUUCUACCUGGCUGAAACGCUCAAGUAUCUGUAUCUUUUGUUUUCCGACGAUGACCAUUUGCCCUUCGAACACUGGGUGUUCAACACGGAGGCCCAUCCUCUUCCCGUCAUUAAGAAACAGAACCUAGAAAUAGAGAACCAUCUCAAGUAAUCUUCAUCCAACCCCAAAGCGCCGCAGAGACGCAACUUCCUGGACCUGCUUUAACGGUGGACAAGAGCUAUGGACGCGAAACCCCUGUGGCUGUAGAGUUCCUGUCCUCCAGGACUUUAUCUGGAGCUUGGUGUUUCUCCACAGCCACCUCUCCUCUUCCGUCUCUCUUCUCGGGAUCCCGCAUGCUGCCCCGUCCCCCUCUCUCUCUGUCCUCGAAGCUAUGGACACGUCUCUGAGCCUCAGAGACGCAGAAGGACCAUAUUUCCUCUGUGAGGAGACCGGACCAGACCAUUUUCCAUCGUACUUGUCCUCUCACCCAUGUUAUGAAGCCAUAGGUAAUUCGAAUUGCAUCGACGUCCUUCUGUUUUUUGCAUCGUGUGCGUUUACAGGAGCGAAGAUGAGAGAGAUCCACUGAACUUCGCUGUAUCUUGCUGUCUAUUUUUAUUGUAAUUUUUGGGAUGAGGUUUGGUUCGGUUUUUUGAGGCUUUAUUCGACAGCAAGGUAGUGAAACCAAGUCAACUAGUGCCUUUUAGUCUUAUCGAUCAUAUUAAUCAACUUUUAAUAGCAACACUAUAUUUAUUUUCGCUGUGAAGGUAUCUUCCUACCGGCCUACAGCCCUCUUACCCUCAUUAUGGAUGUAAGAAUCAGUCGUUUAUCGUUCAUUCCUCUACAUUUGUGAGCUUAUUUGUUCAUAAAAUGUGUACAAAAUGUGUUUUGAUUGUUUACUUAAUCAACGGAAGCAGAGACUUUUUAUCUUAGACGUGUAAAAUAGAGUACUUUGUGUUAAUUUAUUACUCAAGAUAUGGGGUUUGUUUCUUUUUUUCAGUGAGGAGGGGACUAUGGAAACUGUGGGGCCCCUAAAGGAGAUGAUAGGAAAAAAUAUAUGACCAGAGGGAAAAAUUACAUUUCAAUGUUUUUUUUCGAUUCGUUGCAAAACUAUUGCGUUUUCCCAAGAAGCUUUGGGUUCACUCAUGAACACUGAAAUACUGUAGUCUUUUCUUUAUCUCUUUUUUUUUGUUGUUGUUAUUUUAAAUUGCGCAGAAAUUCAGAAACCCCAAAAUUUUCUUCGGCAAACGUUUUGCGAGCAAGGAAAAAAAUUCUUUUGUGGAACGCAAGCAAGUUUCCUUGUCGGCAAGAAACAUUUCUUGGGAAUGCAAAAAAGGAAAUCGUGAAAGGAAAAGAUUUUAUGAGCAAAAUUUAGUGAUUUUUGUGAGCGACGUCAAAAGAUUCUCUGCGGAAUGCAGAAGGUUCGCGAGAGAACACAAAAGUUUGUGGGAAAAAAAAACGUUUUUGUGAAUGAAUGUAGAGUUAUUCUGCGCUACGCAAAACUUCUUUAUUUUCGAGCAAUUGCAAAAGUUUUGCUAACAGGCGCAAAAGUUAUUUUCACAGACGAACACGUAAUUUUUACAAAAAUUUCUGUGGAAAUACAAAGUUCUGUGAAUUGCCAGUGUUUCCAACUGCUGAGUUUCUUAAAAGUAACACAUUUUUUACAUUUUUCUGAUCGAACCCAAAGGUUUUUUUUGAGGGAAUGCAAAGGUUUUGUACACAUAAGCAUUGAAAUCAAUUUUUUUUCUCCCGUCUAAUCACCAUGUCCCUUUAGGAGCCCUGCAGUAAACUGCGUCGAAGCUGCUUGAGUCCAUAGGAAAAGUGUUUUAUUAGGACAACGCGGGCAGCAUCGGUCGAAAAGGGGAGUGAAUAUAUUUGUAUGAAUGUACCACCAAAUGUGAAUUGAACAUACUUUGGCCUAGUUGUUGUGAUUUAUCAUUUACCUGUUUGUUUGUUCGUUUGUUCCUUUGAUUUAUCAUGAAAGCACAAAGUUCAGAAUCAGUAUAUUUGGGUUCUCCGUGAAGAAAAGGAUGGGAAUUUUACUGUAGGGCCACGUGACGGCACAAGUGAGGAAUUUCGAUUAAAAAAUAGCAAAACGAUGAAUGCAAAGCAGUCCAUGGCACUGGAAACAACACACACACACACACACACACAUGAAUCACAUACACUACAUCUAUUACACAUUACAUAGCCACACUGGCUUUGAGAAAUGGACCGAUUCCCAUCUUAUUAGUAUGUGUUGGGAAUUUGAGGAGUGCAAGCGUCUACAUUUAGACAGUGUUCCCAAAACUACGCCAAACGACACCACCCUGCUUAACUGGCACGUCGUGGCGGUUUUAACCUACGUAUUAUACUAGUGGAUUUAUGUGGAAACAAAUACCUCGCAGAGAUUCCUCUCUUGAGGCCAGCGACUGCAACGCUUGACGUGCUAACGAACAGCGUACUGUCAGAGUUAGGAGCCGCGAUGUACACGAAAGUACCGCCAUCUUAAGGGAGGCCCGUCAUGAAACACUGUGACACUGUAGAUAAGACAUCGCGCUCACUGUAUUCACGAUACUGCGAAUCUAAUCGAUGUUUAGCACUGCCGCGGCUAGCGACUGGUCCUGUCUCUUUAGCGAAAGCGAUUCCUCGAGCAGCGGUCCUCGGCUGGCUUUCGGGGGGAAAAGACGUUUCCUCGCGUCCGGUGGCGGUGCGCAGAACAGGAGAACGUGCUUUUCAGAUUAAGGAUUUGUCGUUUAAAUAUUGUGUUGAUGAUCUUGCAUAGAAAAUGCCUUUUUUGUUUGUGAUUCUCGUUGUUUAUUUCUUCAUGAGACAACCUCAAAAAUGUAACUGUACAAUAUUGCUGAUAAUCAUUCCAUUGCACAUAGUCUGAUUUGUUUUUGGUUUUUUUCUUUAAUAUAUAUGCAAUUAAUUUUGUGGGAAAGUGUUUGGUUUUGUUUUUUUUUCUUUUAAUUUUUUUUUUUAAUUGUAUGUAUCUCAUUCUGGCAAACUGCCAGCCGUCAUUUAUAUAAAUCUUACGAUCUUAUGUAAUAAAUUAUAUUAAAGAGCAGCAAAGGUUUUUGAUAAACUAUAUUUGUUACACUUAAAUUGUGAAUAAAACAAUCUUUUAAUAUAA
Puntigrus tetrazona (Sumatra barb) is the source of this 5033-nucleotide messenger RNA. RefSeq names its product mannosidase, alpha, class 1A, member 1 (gene man1a1). Gene Ontology annotation, molecular function: calcium ion binding; mannosyl-oligosaccharide 1,2-alpha-mannosidase activity. Gene Ontology annotation, biological process: N-glycan processing; carbohydrate metabolic process. The record is from RefSeq and is a predicted model, not a curated record. The transcript is spliced from 12 exons. Lineage: Eukaryota; Metazoa; Chordata; Actinopteri; Cypriniformes; Cyprinidae. Gene Ontology annotation, cellular component: endoplasmic reticulum; extracellular exosome; Golgi membrane. The coding region runs from base 227 to 2092 and encodes 621 amino acids.